This is a messenger RNA of Pollicipes pollicipes, 2513 nucleotides long. RefSeq lists its product as uncharacterized. The record is from RefSeq and is a predicted model, not a curated record. The transcript has 2 exons. NCBI's taxonomy places the organism in Eukaryota, Metazoa, Arthropoda, Thecostraca, Pollicipedomorpha, Pollicipedidae. Bases 1165 to 1863 code for a protein of 232 amino acids.
CAACAGCACCCCUUGCCCGGGCGCCAGCGCCGCCUCAGUCACCCGGGCCGCUAGCCAGCGCCGCCAGCACACCGCCACGCAGCCCGCCGAAGCAGAGAAUGCGGCUCCUCUCUGUGCUUCUCUGCACUGUGACCUUCGCGUCGGUGUUGAAGGGAGCCUGCGGCCUUUCGCGACGGUACCUGGUCAGCGCCGCUGAAGCUCAGGUCUACGCGUGGCCCGGAGAAGAGGUCGCCCUCUUCUGCCGACCGCCAACGGACGGGGGGUGCCGCUGGCUGAACGGUAACCGAGUCCUGGGCGACGCCUGCAAUCUUUCUACGUCCGACAGAGGCUCCAUCAAGUGCAUGCAGGGCAAUGAAGUUAUUGGCUUGAUUAAAGUAGGGGAACCUGCACGACAGGACAUUCAUAGAAUACCUGACGGAAGCACUCACUAUUAUGGAAGAUUGACCUACUACCCCAGCGAGAGUCACUCGUCACGUAGCCGAUAUUAUUUAUGCCCAGCCUCGGGAACCAUCAUCGACAAAGCUGGUGUGUGUGAUGGCACUGUCAGCUGUAGCCACGGAGAGGACGAGGAGGGGUGCACGGCACCUUGCGGCACACCGGGCACCAGCCAACACAGUUCGCUAACAACCCCAGGCCUACAGCUUUAUCCUGAUGGCGCCGAGGCGACGUACGCCUGCGACGAGGGGUUCGUCCGGUGGGACUCGCUCAGUCCGUUGCGCCGGACGUGUCGGCGAGGCCACUGGACCGGGGAGCCUCCCUCCUGCUACCGGAAUGUAGCCUUUGGCCGACCGGUGUCCAUCGACGGGAAGGCGCUCAGCGACAGUUGUGAGGAGGUUGUCGUCGACGGUGUCUCCGACAACUGGUGCAUGCUGAUGUCGUCCGCGCAGCCGCAGUCCAUCGCUGUGCAGCUGGCCACGAACGCGUCCGUCAGCCAGGUGCUUGUCAGGUCUCUGGGUCAGCGGUGCGUGGUGUCCCUGAGGGACGUGAACGGAACCGGAGACCGGCCACCGUGCAUCUGCGCCAACAGUUCCGCCGCCGUGCCCGACCCGAGCUUGGCCGUCUGCUCCUGUCCGGCCGACGGCCUCGGCACUCCAGUCCAGAUCGUCGUCAGCAGGGCGCUGUCGACGUUCAUGCCGCUCGCCGUCGCCGAGAUAGCUGCGUUUGAUGCAGCACACGUGGAACAGGAUGGCGGCGACCCCAACUGCACGCGGCUGGACCGUCCCGCUUACGGUUUCUACGAGCCGGUGGGCGACGGCAGGGGUGCGCCUGGCCUGCCAGCCCGGCUACCGCGCCAACUGUACUGACGUCACGUCGUGUCGAGACGUCGCCAGCGGCGCCGUCCGGCUCAGCUGCCUGCCGCUGACCUGCCCGCCGCCGCCGGCCAUCCCGCACGCCGUCGUGCAGGCGGAGAAUGGCACGGCGUGGAUGGCCGUGACUGAAUACGCCUGCGCCGCCGGCUACCAGCUGUACCCGCUCAAGCAGCGAACGACGGCCGUCUGCGAGGACGGCCUCUGGUCGCUCAGUCACGUCGUCUGCUUGCCCUUGUCGGACAUCCGCGUGGUGGCGCUGCGCAUGAGCCAGCAGCACCAGCAGAGCGUGAGCACAUUGCGCAACGAGCUGGAAGAGCUUCUUUCCGGGCAGCAACAGCUACUCCAGCAGCUGAGCAACACCCAGCGGCGGCUGCAGAGGCUGGAGGAGGAGGUGGGGCUGUCGCAACUGAUGGAGAUCGAACAGCAGCUGGUGGAGGGGAAACAGGUGGCCCUGCAACAGGAGCUGGUGGGUGGUCAGCCGGAGCACGAUGGCAACAGCCCGCUGGAAGAGACAGCAUUUGUUGCCGAUACCGUGAUUUUGGGUGACAUGUAGCCAAUCGUGGAUCAAUUUUUCACGAUUCAGUUCCGCGCAAUACUCAAAAGCCAUUCACUCCAAAGAAGUACAGCGCCUUUAAGAAGAAAACUCAAAACGUUUUUCGGAACGACAUGGUAGAGCAAAACGUUCCCUUCAUAAUCCGCAUCACUGUGUCCCACAUGAGUUGAUCUGAUCCAGGGCUGUACAUGCAAUGCCUACAUGUGCACUAUACGUUCCUGUUCGUUUAAGCUCUCAAAUCAAAUCAAAUCAAAGCUCGCAAAAUUUUAGCCAGGCUUACGUCAUCUGUGCCUCUUCGGGAUUUUUAAGCCAGUUUGGUCCAGUUCAUGAUAUUUUCGUCAGUCUUUUCACCGAUUUAGGCCAUGACGAGCGCUGGGCAAAUAAUCUUUUGGCAAGAAAGCAGGUACUCGUUUCUAAAAAUACGAUUAAUGAAAAGCCGUGGUAAGCCCGUGAACUACCUACACGGUGAGAUAUGCUGGUAGGGCAUAGGUAAAGAUGCCAUUUCUGUGGCCUGAUUCGCACAGCAAUCAUACAGUCUUGGAGUUGCUGGCAGAACUGCGGGACCCAAUUGGCACUGCUUCUGGUUGCACAUGUGGCUUAUAUUUUCCGUGCGCUUGGUAUCGUUUUGGACGAAUAAACUGCUGCACAAU